AUGCUCGAAUUAACCUCAGCGGCUCACACGAGUCUCGUCGGAAAUGUGGCUCUUGUUGCUUUUACAAUUGGUGAAGCAAUUAUUACUCUUUUCGCCUACCUUACUGUCGAUUGGCAAAUGCUCAAAUGGGCUAAGGCUAUUUUUAUUGGACUAAUCUUGCCUUAUCUCUAUUUCAUGCCCGAAACACCACUCUAUCUCUAUGCGAAACGGCAAUAUGCUGAGCUCGAAGUACUUUUACGUCGCAUCGCGAACCAAAAUAGACGAACUGAAGUCGAAUUGUAUCCAUCGUAUCAAGAAUUCUUGGGUAACCAGUCGAUCGCACAAGUUCACAAUGAAAGGAAAAUAUCUUUUCUCAAACAACUUCGCCAACUUCUUUCACAGAGAACCAGCAUCAUCAAACUAUUAAUUAUAAAUCUUCUUGGUUUCACAACGUACCUUCUUUAUUACGAAAUAAGUUACGGUCUUGAAGUCAUAAAUAUAUCUCCAUAUCUUGGAAUCCUCAUCGGAGCUGUAGUUGAAGCUGUUGGUUACAUAUCCAGUUCUUUACUUAUGGUAACAAAACUCGGCCGUAAAGGUACAUUUGUUAUUAUGUUAGGUCUUACAGCGGCUUGCGUUUUCAUCAUACCAUUCAUUAGUAAACAUAAUGCACUAGGCGCAGUGCUGAUUGAUCAAUUUGGUAAAUAUGCCAUAUCGGGUACAAUAUCUAUCUCUUGGAUAUUCGUACCCGAACUCUUUCAGACUUCUAUUCGAAGUAGUGCAAAUGGACUUUUCAUUACUUUUAGCCAUCUUGGAGCUAUUAUUGUACCGGUUAUCAAUACUUCUGUGAGCGAUGAAUAUUUAUCAAUAACAUACUAUAUGUCCUCGGUUUUAGCCGUUAUCGUCCUUGUGUUAACCAUGCUCUUGCCAGAAACAAGAAACAAAACAAUGGAUGAUUGA
This is a messenger RNA of Rotaria sp. Silwood2, 936 nucleotides long. The record is from the annotation of a GenBank genome assembly. Lineage: Eukaryota; Metazoa; Rotifera; Eurotatoria; Philodinida; Philodinidae.